This is a messenger RNA of Trypanosoma brucei brucei TREU927, 1503 nucleotides long. RefSeq lists its product as hypothetical. Lineage: Eukaryota; Euglenozoa; Kinetoplastea; Trypanosomatida; Trypanosomatidae. The transcript has a single exon. The record is from RefSeq and is a predicted model, not a curated record. The coding region runs from base 1 to 1503 and encodes 500 amino acids.
AUGUCCCAACGUCACGCCGCGGUGGCCUACUACCCAGGUGAUGACGUACAGCCUGAUGGCAACGUGUUCACCACUGUCCCAUUCUUGCGUGACUUCAGAUUAUCAGACCCUCAAGUCAUCUAUCGCCCACCCGACGAUUUGACCCCACUCAUUGAUGAUAUUGUGUCGGGGAACCGCACUUCCCUGCUGCAUGGCACGUUGCCCACGAUCACUUUGGCUAUAGAGGUGGCUCCAUGUGCGGACCACUUUCACAGAUGUGUGUCAUCAUCGAACCCCUUUUGUGCAUUUCUGUGCGCGCCGGAGCGUGAAGGUUUGGAUGCCAUCGCUGAGGAGUUGCAGCGGGGCCGGCAUGUGACGGCAGAUGAGGAAUAUUGGAGUGAGGAGUACUGGCGUGCAUUGCAGGCCGAGGACGACGGGGUGUCCGAGUCGUCCUCUUCACAUACUGCGGUGCAGAAGACAUCAAUUUGGCUCGACCUGUCGUACCCAAGUGAUGAGUCGUCGCCAAAGAAGUUUACUGCAGAUGACUCAUUCUCUCCCGCUCUUAGAAGGGGGAGCCGCCGGGCAACGCUGCGACAUAAGGGAAGGAUUUCGGGUGAGAAACACCACAGGGACGAGCGGAUGGGGGCCCCAAAUACCAGGCAACUCUCACAAAAUCAUAGGCGGGAGGGAAUCGACAGUGUAGUUUCUGUUACAAGGAAUAGUAAAGUUAGACUAAGAUAUGCAUCAACUGCCGGCUCGCAGAGGGAGCAGGAGGUGCGCGCGGGGCAGGUACGGAGUCUUGUGGGUUUAGGAGAUCAUAGUCACAACCAACAACGGCAGCAGUCGCAUCGGGAGAGGUUUCAGCAUAAGGACGCGUCUGUGGAAGGUGAUAGACGUAGGGUGUCGCAGGCCCGUGGAAAGGUGACGAGAGCCCCGGUGUCUCCAAUCUCUAAAAAAUGUACUGCUGUUUAUACUAGUCAGGUGGGGUGUGCUCCGUGUAAUGGCUCAAGCACCACGGUGAAACACGAAGCGCACAACGGCGUGAGCGACAAGAAGAGGAUGUUAACCCCUGUCGCGCAGUCCCCAAUGGGGGCGGAAGGGCGGUGCAAGGGUUCGGGUGAAAGUAAACUGAUAGAUAGAGCGCCUGUGACAGAUUUUGUGCAGAAACCCGAUCCUAAACCUACAACACUGCAGGCGCGUGGGAGCCGAAGCGCGGUUGAGGUAUCAGGAAGUGGCGUCCACCAGACACUAUGCAGCUCCGGUUGUCUCAUUGAUAAUGCGUCUGAGGGCGGUGUACUAGUGAUACCUGUUGUGGUGAAUUCAACGAUAGCAGAGCCGACUGCUGUUUGUUGUUUUUCUGAACCAUUUCAAGUGACAGAAGAAGGACCUCAAACACGCGCAUCAGACGCUAAGAAGGCAAGACCCAGCUGCAAUUUUGCUUCCCCCGGUGGAGGAUUCAACCCGCGGACCAGGGAACCGCACACGAAUAAAUGCGCAGCGUCUAAAUGCUGUUCGGUGAUGUGA